UCGAGGGUAAUGCGAUUGUUGUUAACUACAAUGAGACGGCAAACUUCGAUCGCUAAAACUUUCCAGAAUUAUUGACGAGCCAAGCAUAAAAUCGACUUUCCGGCUCCGCGCCGGUCAGAUCCUAUCGAUACGCCGAACGUAUCUCCGCGCCUCUUGAAUCGUGUAACGGGAUUGCAAUAAUUUCGACGACAUUAAAUCAACCUGUUAAAAUACGUUUAUUGGUGUACGGUUAUUUUCGAUACUUUCUUCUUUCGCUAGCUCACAGUAUUCGGAGCAUUAAUCGCGGCACAAGCUGGAACAGCGAAACAUUUCCCUGAGUGAAUGAAGUGAAGACACAGGUUGAAAUUAUAGAUUUUUCAAUUUUAUAUUCGUUAUGGUUAUUAACAAGAUGUGUGCAAUGAAAUACUUAUACACUCGAUCUGGUAUAUCAGCAGCCUCACUCUGUAAACCUCGGCAACAUAGAAUCAUCGCUGCUUGUCAGACAAACUCCAAACUCCACUCCAUUGUUGAAAAGAAAGGAAAGAUAUAUGAGCGUCGUUUGGAACAACCAACGCCAAAUGUAUCUAUGGGAGAAGUUAUACUGAACAAAUUGCGCGAGAACGGCAAUCAUGUUUAUGCAAUAGACGGACCAACCGGCAAUCAGAUAACAUAUAGAGAACUACUCCAGAAAAGCGUGAAGUUCGCAAAGUUUUUACAAAAGUUCGGGAUAAAAAUAGGGGAUAGAAUUGGCAUUUCAACCGAAAAUCGAUUGAAUUGGUUAAUACCAGUUUAUGCAAGUUACUACAUCGGUGCUACAGUUGCACCGUAUAAUCCUAUGUACACAGAAUAUGAAUUGCAGCACAUAUUAAAUAUUGCGAAGCCGCGUAUUGUUUUCGUAUCUCAGCACACUGAAAAUCUCUUCGCUAAGAUACUACCGAAAUUAUCCUGGAAAAUGGAUUUAAUAGAGCUGGACGAUCAACCACUCACAACAAAUGUUUGUACGUUGACGAAUAUCUUAAAUAACGAACCGGAUGUAGACUACAUGAAAUACAAGCCUGUAGCUAUCGAUGAUCCCAGUCGUCAACCGUUGGUUAUUCUCUGUUCGAGUGGCACCACAGGGUUGCCGAAAGGAGUGGCACUGUCUCAUAAAAAUCUAAUAACGGCUUUAACAAAAUUUAGUAAACCCGAAUACAUGGAUACGAGAAGCGAUGACAGAAUAUUGGUACUGUUACCGUUUUAUCAUGUUUACGGGAUAGGCAUAUUGUUACUUGGUCUUCUCGGGAACUGCAUCUUGAUCAUAAUGCGUACUUUCGAGCCGCAACUCUUCCUAACCCUGGUGCAGAAAUAUAGGAUUACCUAUCUGCCGGUGGUGCCGCCAAUCAUGACGUUCCUGGCGAAACAUCCACUGGUAGAUAGUUGUGACUUUCGCAGCGUGAGAGAACUCAUCACCGGAGCGGCGCCAGUUGCAAAGAAUAUUAUAACCACUGUGAAGGCUCGCAUCGGCGUAAAAAGCAUUCGCAAUGGCUACGGCAUGACGGAGUUGUUGUUUACGUCCCUGAACGAACGUGACGAUAAUGAUGACGAGUUCGAGAAUCCAAGUUGCGGGCGGUUCUUACCUGGAUUCCGCAGCAAAGUGAUCGAUCUCGAAACUUCUCAAAAUCACGAAAGUAUUACUCUCGUAAGCAGUUGCUUCUGCUUCGUAGAAAUAAGAAAGGAAAGCCUUAGCCACCGUAUGCGUUCUAAAAUAGAAUUAGAAACCUUGACCGAAAUGAUGCGUCAGAGUAAAUCUAGUCUAAAAGUAGAACACCGCCAUAUAUGGAAGCGUUAG
Molecule: messenger RNA, 1807 nt
Organism: Wasmannia auropunctata (little fire ant)
Lineage: Eukaryota; Metazoa; Arthropoda; Insecta; Hymenoptera; Formicidae
Product: luciferin 4-monooxygenase-like
Exons: 8
Coding region: 374-1807 (477 amino acids)
Biological process (GO): long-chain fatty acid metabolic process; fatty-acyl-CoA biosynthetic process
Molecular function (GO): long-chain fatty acid-CoA ligase activity
Source: RefSeq, a predicted model, not a curated record